Molecule: messenger RNA, 1398 nt
Organism: Caenorhabditis remanei
Lineage: Eukaryota; Metazoa; Nematoda; Chromadorea; Rhabditida; Rhabditidae
Exons: 10
Coding region: 1-1398 (465 amino acids)
Source: RefSeq, a predicted model, not a curated record
AUGAGGAAUCUGAUAUUUGUUGCUGUCUUGUCAACUACUGUCUCUUCUUUGAGUUUCUGGGAGAAGGCACAAGGAUAUAUCUCUGGAGGCGCAUCAGCAAAUGCUUCAGCCAAUGUCGGUGGAUCUGGAUCUGUAUCCGGUUCAAACUUUCUUUCAGGACUCCAGAAUUCUUCAUUCGGACAAGCAGUUAUGGGAGGAAUUGAUAUGUAUAAUCAAGCUAAAAAUGGAAGUGGAUCGAACUCAUGGCAAACUGCUCUUGGUAACUCAUCUUUCGGAAAUUUCUACCAACAAGGAGUUGAUUUCUUCUCACAAGGUGGAAAUGGAAAUGGAAGUUUCAUUGAUGCCGCAGUUAUUCAACAAACUUUUGGAAACUCUUCAUUCGGAGAAGUUGUUCAGUCUGGAAUUGAAUUCUAUAAUAAUUUGAAGAAUGGGAACUCUCCAUUCGCUGGAGAUGCCUCUUCUAUUAUCGGAAACUUCGUUCCAUUCCUUGCUAACGCCUCAACUGAAGCCAAAACAGAAUUCUAUGCACUUCUUCCGAAUAUCGGAAAUAUGACUAUUGCUGAGAUGGAAACUGCUAUAGAUGCAUGGGCAGCAAAGUAUGGAUUGACGGAAGAAGUUCAAGCAUUCAACCGAAGAUCCGAAAACGCGACGGCAGUUGCUGAAGAGCAUGCUAACUCCCUCAUCAUGAACCUUCCAAAUGUUGUGAAUAAUUUGAAGGCAAUCAACGAUGAUAAGAACCAAACACUCAUUGAGAAGCACACUAGAUUGAUGAAUUAUGUGAAUUCAUUGGAUGAAGAUACAAAAGAUAUUGUCUUCGUCUUGUUCAAAUCUUUCCUUCCUCCACAAUUCACAAAGCCAAAAUGUAUUGGUAGUGGUGGUGGCUUCGGGGAAAUCUACCAACAGGCGUUGGAAUUCUUCUCAGGAAACGGAAGUUCUUUGGGAAUGGGAUCUGGAUCUGGAUCUGGAAGUGGAAAGGUCGGAGGAGGAGGAGGGAUGUUCGGAAACAUAGGACAAUUCUUCUCAUCUUUCAAUGGAAAUGGAAAUGGAAAUAAUGGAUCUGGAAACGGAAAACCACAUCCAAUGAUUGGAGUCCUCAGUAACUUUAUGAAUAAGAACAAUAUCAGUGAAUCAGAAGCUAGUGCCGUUAUGAGUGGAGCUCAACAUGACGGCGGAUUCGCUUCAAUUCAAAUUCUUCCAGCCGUCGAAUUGAAUGUUGGUGGUGCUUCCCUUGCCAGUGAUGCUCAAAUCGGUUUGGCUGUGAUUGAUGAGACCCACACCACGAAAAAGAACAAGAAACAACAACAACAGGCAAACAAGAACAAGAAGAAGACAACGACGGUCGCUCCACUCGCCGCCGAUGCCAACGUCGCUUUGGAAGUACAUGCCCAAGUCCUUUAG